AAAAUGGUUCUCUUUUCAGAUUUCUUUGAAUGGAGAUCAUCUUUUUGAUUAUAGUCACAGACUUUCUCCAGACACAGUCAAGACCUUAGUAAUAAUGGGCUGUGUUCUUCUGAACAGCGUUGAGAUACAAGCAGAAGCGUCUGGAUUCCAUCAUCUUUAUUUUCAAGAUAAACAAAUCCCAAAGUCUCUUCCACUCCUGACCCCAUUUCUGGUUGGCAUCAAAGAGGACACCGUGGUUAGGAUUCGUGGCACUGUCCUGCCAGCGACUAAAAGCUUUUCCAUCGAUAUUCAAUGUGGUGAUAAGGAGAAUGAUGACAUCGCCUUCCAUCUCAAUAUAUUUAUUAGUACUGGACAUGUUUCCUGCAAUACAAUGGAAAAGGAAAUCUGGGGGAAUGAAGAACUCAAAGAAGAGAUGCCAUUCAAAAAGGGACAAGACUUUGAAGUCCGGAUCCUAUUCGCAAGCCAAGAAUACAAAGUUUCUGUGGAUAGAAAUCGAUUUUUGGAAUAUGGUCACAGAAUUCCUGUGGAGCGGGUCAACACUCUAGCAGUACAUGGCCGUAUUACUGUAAAUACUGUGGAGAUCCAAUCACAAGGGGGUGAAUUCCCUUAAAACCUCUCAAAACUGCUGACAGCUCUAUAUAGGUGACUGGAGAUAAGUGUAAUCAUACCUGGGUCAUCCAUCUUUUAUUAACCCUCCCACCGUGAUUGCAAGUGUCCUGGAGGUGGUCCCUGGCUUCUCCCCACUCAACCGUUCCCCAAUCUUCCUCUCUGCUCUGAAUGGCGUUCUCCUAAUUGGCCACUAAAGCCUCAUUUUGCUGUGUUGAUGCAAGAAAAAAAAUAAUAAAAAAAUAAAAUAAAAUAUUUGUUCCAAAA
Molecule: messenger RNA, 873 nt
Organism: Bufo gargarizans (Asiatic toad)
Lineage: Eukaryota; Metazoa; Chordata; Amphibia; Anura; Bufonidae
Product: galectin-7-like
Exons: 6
Coding region: 95-610 (171 amino acids)
Molecular function (GO): carbohydrate binding
Source: RefSeq, a predicted model, not a curated record